Molecule: messenger RNA, 1635 nt
Organism: Nematolebias whitei (Rio pearlfish)
Lineage: Eukaryota; Metazoa; Chordata; Actinopteri; Cyprinodontiformes; Rivulidae
Product: cytochrome P450 3A40
Exons: 13
Coding region: 1-1455 (484 amino acids)
Molecular function (GO): oxidoreductase activity, acting on paired donors, with incorporation or reduction of molecular oxygen, reduced flavin or flavoprotein as one donor, and incorporation of one atom of oxygen; iron ion binding; heme binding
Source: RefSeq, a predicted model, not a curated record
AUGUCUGUAAAAUCAAUGUACUGGCCUUAUGGGACAUUUAAAAAAUUAGGCAUUCCUGGCCCCAAACCUCUUCCCUUAUUUGGCACUUUGCUGCAGUAUCGAAAGGGAUUCUUUGCCUUUGAUGAAGAAUGCUUUAAAAAAUAUGGGAAGGUUUGGGGAAUAUACGAUGGCAGGCAGCCUGUGAUGUGUAUUGCUGAUCCCGCCAUAAUAAAAACUAUUCUAAUUAAGGAGUGCUACUCUCUGUUCACCAACCGCAGAAACUUCCGUCUGAACGGACCUCUGUAUGAUGCCGUGUCUAUAGCAGAGGACGAUCAGUGGAGGAGGAUCCGCAGUGUCCUUUCUCCUUCUUUCACUUCAGGGAGACUGAAAGAGAUGUUUGACAUAAUGAAGCGCCAUUCCGCUAACCUGGUCGGCAGCAUGAAAAAGAAGGUAGACGAGGAUGAACCACUGGAGAUGAAGGACUUCUUUGGCCCGUACAGUAUGGAUAUAGUGACCAGCACAGCCUUCAGUGUGGACAUUGACUCACUCAACAACCCGUCAGAUCCUUUUGUCACAAACAUCAAGAAGAUGCUGAAGUUUGACCUGUUGAGCCCUCUCUUCCUUGCAGUUGCCCUCUUCCCGAUCGUUGGUCCCUUAUUUGAAAAGCUCGAGUUUUCCUUCUUCCCUACAUCUGUGACAGACUUCUUUUAUGCUUCUCUGCGAAAGAUCAAGUCCAAUCGUGAGAAAAGCAAGCAGCAGGGUCGAGUGGAUUUCCUCCAGCUGAUGAUUGAUUCUCAGAAAAACAACGACCACGGUGAGGUGCAGCAGGACAAAGGUUUGAACGAUCAUGAGAUCCUUUCCCAGUCCAUGAUUUUCCUUUUCGCUGGUUAUGAAACAACCAGCAGCACUCUCACUUUCUUGGCUUUCAAUUUGGCAACAAACCCAGAGGUCAUGAAGAAACUUCAGGAGGAGAUUGAUGCCACCUUCCCAAACAAGGCUCCGAUUCAAUACCAGGCCUUGAUGGAAAUGGAGUAUCUGGACAGCGUCAUCAACGAGUCCCUUCGACUCUUCCCCAUCGCUGCACGCCUUGAACGUGUUGCCAAGGCAACUGUGGAGAUUAAUGGCCUUGUGAUUCCAAAAAAUAUGGUUGUCCUGAUGCCCACAUGGCCUAUGCACCGGGACCCCGAAGUGUGGCCCGAACCAGAGAAAUUCAAACCUGAGAGGUUCAGCAAGGAAAACAAGGACAAAAUCGAUCCCUACUACUACAUGCCUUUUGGAGCGGGGCCGAGAAACUGCAUUGGGAUGCGCUUUGCUCUGGUGAUGAUCAAACUUGCAAUGGUGGAGAUCCUGCAGCAGUACAGCUUCUCUGUGUGUAAAGAGACCGAGAUUCCCUUUGAGCUGGACAUCCAGGGUCUACUUCAGCCAAAACGGCCCAUCAAACUGAAGCUGGUGCCACGCUCUGAAAAAUCCUGCUGAACAAAGAAACAGACAACAAACUCAAUAGUUCUUGUUUAUGACGUUCACGUAUCUAUCAUGUAUAAAAACAAAAUGCCAGGUUCUUAUUCAGGCAGCACAGUUAUGCCCCUCUUUGUAUCAAUUGACUCAGAACAAAGAGGAAGCUUUUCUAAAACCUGAACUAUCAAUAAAAAAAAAGUU